UUCCCAGGAAGGACACUGCUAUUCUCCGAGAGAGAGACCAAGAAGAGAAGGCAAAAAUGAAUGUUGAACUGGUAAAGGCCAUGCCCCAGGACUUGGUGACUUUCAAGGAUGUAGCAAUAGACUUUUCAAAGGAGGAAUGGCAAUGGAUGAACCCUGCUCAGAAGCGUUUAUACAGGGGUAUGAUGUUGGAGAAUUAUCAGUGCCUGGAAUCAUUGGGACUUUGCAUUUCUAAACCAUAUGUGAUCUCCUUACUGGAGCAAGGGAAAGAGCCUUGGGAAGUAAAGAGUGAGAUGACAAGAAGCCCAUUCUCAGAUCGGGAGUCUAUAUAUGAGACACAAGAAUUGCCCCUGAAGCAGUUCUUAUAUGAUGAUACAUGCAUGGAGAGAAUUACAAGCUGUGGCCCUGAGUGUUCCACUUUUGGAGAGAAUUGGAAAUGGGAAGACCUUUUUGAGAGUCAGAUGGGAAGUCAAGAGAUAUUUAGCAGGCAACAAACAAUCACUCAUAAAGAAAUCCUCACUAAGAAAGUAGAUUUCAAAUAUAACAAAUCUGGGAAAUUAGUCCAUUUGGACAAUGUAGAAGAGAGUGUUUAUAAUCACAAGUCAGAUAAAAAAAGCUUCUCCAAAAAUUCUGUGGUAAUAAAACACAAGAAAGUCUAUGCAGGAAGGAAACUUUUUAAAUGUAAUAAAUGUGACAAAACCUUCACCCACAGCUCAUCUCUUAUUGUUCAUCAUAGAAUUCAUACUGGUGAAAAACCUUAUGAAUGUGAGGAAUGUGGAAAAGCCUUUAGGCAGAGACAACAACUUACUCAACAUCAUAGAACACACACUGGAGAGAAACUCUUUGAAUGUAAAGAAUGUAGGAAAACCUUUAAACAAAGUGAACACCUUAUUCAACAUCAAAGAAUUCACACUGAAGAAAAACCAUAUAAAUGUGAGGAAUGUAGAAAAGCCUUCAGACAGCUUGCACACCUUGCACAGCAUCAGAGAAUUCAUACUGGAGAGAAACCCUAUGAAUGUGAGGAAUGUGGCAAAGCCUUCAGUGAUAGGUCAUCUUUUGCUCGACAUCAGAGAUGUCACACUGGCAAAAGACCCUAUGAAUGUAUUGAGUGUGGAAAAGCUUUCAGGUAUAAUGCAUCUCUUAUUCAUCACUGGAGGAGCUAUCAUACUGGGGAGAAGCCUUUUAAUUGUCUUGAUUGUGGGAAAGCUUUCAGUGGUCACACAGGACUUACUCGGCAUAGGAGAAUCCAUACUGGAGAGAAACCUUACAAAUGUGAUAUCUGUGGAAAAACCUUCAGCUCUGGUUCAUCCCUUACUGUACAUCAGAGAAUUCACACAGGAGAGAAACCCUAUGAAUGUGAUGUUUGUGGGAAAGACUUUAGCUAUCAUGAGUCACUCACUCGGCAUCAAAGAGUACAUUCUGGAGAGAAACCAUAUGAAUGUACAGAAUGUGGGAAAACCUUUAGGCAAAAUAUACACCUUGUUACACAUUUGAGAAUUCAUACUGGUGAAAAGCCCUAUGACUGUAAAGAAUGUGGGAAAACUUUUAGAACUAGUUCACGGCUGUCUACUCAUCAGAGAAUUCAUACUGUAGAGAAGCCCUGUAAAUGUACUGAAUGUGGAAAGGCUUUUGGUGAUGGCUCUUCCUGUGCUCAGCAUCAAAGACUUCACACUGGCAAAGGCCCUAUCAAUGUUUUAAAUGUGGGAAGGCAUUCAGAAGAAAGUUAUCCUUAAUUUAUCAUCAAAAAGGUCAUACUGGAGAAAAACCCUAAGAAGGUAGUGCAUGUGGCAAAGCCUUUAGCUAUCAUCAACCUCUUACUAUUCACUUUGGAUAAAAACCAUAUAAAUGUAAGAAAUGUAGCAAAACUUUCAACCAUAUUGGAUACUUCAAUCUACCUGGAAGACUUCAUGCUGUAGAGAGAUCUUAAGAAUGUAAAGAAUGUGG
Messenger RNA from Carlito syrichta (Philippine tarsier), 1941 nucleotides. RefSeq names its product zinc finger protein 471 (gene ZNF471). The record is from RefSeq and is a predicted model, not a curated record. The coding region runs from base 57 to 1730 and encodes 557 amino acids. NCBI's taxonomy places the organism in Eukaryota, Metazoa, Chordata, Mammalia, Primates, Tarsiidae. Gene Ontology annotation, biological process: regulation of transcription by RNA polymerase II. Gene Ontology annotation, molecular function: DNA-binding transcription factor activity, RNA polymerase II-specific; RNA polymerase II cis-regulatory region sequence-specific DNA binding. The transcript is spliced from 4 exons.